UCAGUUGACUAGACGGCUCUGAAAGACUUACCAGGAAAAACGAAAGUCAGAGAACAGAAGAGAAGAGCCAUGGAGAUGCAAGCAAUCACCACAGAGGGUGCGAAGAAACAGCGUGAUGUGGAACCAAUGCUGGAUGAACAACCUGCAGUGCUGAAGGAUGCAGAUCCAUUUCCAUACUCUAAACUCCAACGCCCAUCCGAGGACAUCUAUACACAACCUUCUUUAUGCGAUGUAACAAAAUCAGGCAUUCAGUGUGCCACUGUGGGAACCUUUCGCAUGUACCGUAUUGCAUGUUUGGUCCUCUCAAUAAUCUGCCUGCUCCUGCUGAUGGUCAUCAUUAUCCUCGGUGUGAAAUUCCAACAUGGAUCCACAGAAUGCUCCGUGAAUGAGAAAUUUGUAUCAGACAAGCAAGCUCUAUCAACUUGCUCUUACAGCCAGUGCCAGGAUUACGUCUCCAAGAGCGUCCCCCCCUAUCGCGAGUGCAAACAGUGCGCAGAUGGGUGGCUGACUCUCGGCCGAUCGUGUUUCUUCCUGUCCACCACCAGGCUGAGCUGGGAGCAGAGCCAGAGGAACUGCAGCACUCGAGGAGGAUCUCUGGCUGUUAUUAGCAGCCAGGAGAUUCAGGACUUUCUGACCCAGAAGGGGAAAAUGAAGUAUUGGAUCGGACUGAGGAAGGCAAACGACGCAUGGACCUGGGUCAACAACACCGCGCUGCAAACCAGCUAUUGGGCUGAAGAUCCACAGCAGGGGGAUUGUGCAGUCAUCAACAGUGACAGCGCUAUUCAGAAGAACUGGGUCAGAGCUUCCUGUAACUCCUACACCUACUUCAUCUGCCAGCUGCAGAUGUGAAAGCAUCUGUCUGUUUUAACAGAAUGAUGAGCAAAUCAUACAACAAAUCAUCAAACUACUCAAUAACAUGGCAAAUCAUCUAUAUAUCCACUUCAACGCCUCAAUCAGUAGUACACAGCAAAGGCAUACAAGUAUCUUUCAGAUUAUAGUUUUAUAUUCAGCACUUUGGUAGAUUUGGCAGAUUUUGGGUUAUUUUCAUGUAGCCCUGUGUUGGCUACUUUGUAUUCUAACAUGACAGUUGUGCAUUUGGGCAGCUUAGAAGCAUCAAUCAGAAUAACUCUUUUAUAUACUGUAUGAUUACUUACACUGUUGUUGACAUAAUCCACAAAUAAAGGCCAGUACACUUG
Larimichthys crocea (large yellow croaker) is the source of this 1196-nucleotide messenger RNA. Its product is annotated as C-type lectin domain family 4 member E. The record is from RefSeq and is a predicted model, not a curated record. Bases 70 to 849 code for a protein of 259 amino acids. Lineage: Eukaryota; Metazoa; Chordata; Actinopteri; Sciaenidae. The transcript is spliced from 7 exons.